CUGUGCGGCUACUGGGGCUUGGGACCCUUCGUGUGCGACGUGUAUAUAGCCAUGGACGUGGUCUGCUCCACUUCCUCCAUCUUCAACUUGGUGGCCAUCAGUAUAGACAGGUACAUCGCGGUGACUCAGCCCAUCAAGUACGCCCAGUCCAAGAACAACAAGCGUAUUGUCUUCACCAUUGCUAUUAUCUGGGUGGUGUCGACAGCCAUCGGCAUCCCCCUGUUCUUCGUCAACCAGUGGAACGCGUCGAAGAGGAAAUCUGACCCUGAUACUGAAUGUACAUUCCACAACGCAGACUUCAUCAUCUGCUCCUCACUCUCCUCCUUUUACAUUCCCUGCAUUGCGAUGAUCUACCUCUAUUGCAGGAUAUUCAAGGCUUUGAAAGAACGUGCCCGAAAAAAGAAGCCGAAAGUGAACGAGAUCAAGGCGGGGAGCGUGAUCGAGAACGUAAGCCAGACGAGAAUGCUGGAAGAGACGGCCCUGAGUUCAGAGACACCACGUGCUGCGCAUGCAGGCGCUAAGGGCCCGCCCGUGCCGCUCAUAGAGGAGGACAAGAACACCAACAACACCAGCGCCAGCCAGGACGAAGAAGACGAUGAGGUAGAAGAGGCCGGAGUGGUUCUGGCAGGCGCUGAGAACUGCCAUAUUAUCAAGAACCCUAGACCGGAGGAGCUGAACUUGGGGCCCCUCAGGGAGGAAGAGUGAGUCGAGCAGUAUUUCU
This is a messenger RNA of Eriocheir sinensis (Chinese mitten crab), 721 nucleotides long. RefSeq names its product dopamine D2-like receptor. Gene Ontology annotation, cellular component: membrane. The annotation marks the transcript as partial. The record is from RefSeq and is a predicted model, not a curated record. Gene Ontology annotation, biological process: adenylate cyclase-activating adrenergic receptor signaling pathway. The transcript has 4 exons. Lineage: Eukaryota; Metazoa; Arthropoda; Malacostraca; Decapoda; Varunidae. Gene Ontology annotation, molecular function: G protein-coupled receptor activity; dopamine neurotransmitter receptor activity, coupled via Gi/Go.